Molecule: messenger RNA, 3922 nt
Organism: Cataglyphis hispanica
Lineage: Eukaryota; Metazoa; Arthropoda; Insecta; Hymenoptera; Formicidae
Product: transmembrane protein 62-like
Exons: 13
Coding region: 514-2526 (670 amino acids)
Molecular function (GO): hydrolase activity
Source: RefSeq, a predicted model, not a curated record
AAAACUGACAGUCAUACGCAUAUCAAAUAUCAAAGGCUCUGCAUAGGAUCUGUUUCAUAGCCUAGUUGGAAUCUAAGAGAUAUAAAUAAUAAAAUGAAUAAAUGAUAUCGUAAACCGGAUCGAUCUUGGACUCGUAUUAUUAGCUUUCUUCAAACGUCUUCGGAUCAAUCAUAUGCUUCGUUCGAAUGCAUCAUGCGCAUAAACGUGUUCGAUGCAGCUCGCUUUUCUCACGAUGGUCACAAAUUUCUGAGUUACGUUGUUUAGCAAACACGUAAGGAUAUGAUUCCAAGGCAAUCCUCUCUAAGUCGCUCGACCGUCUUCCCCAGCUCGCCCUUCGUCGGGGACAGUGAAUGUCACCAGGUAUAUUCACCGGCUUCCAUGUGAAUAAACGGCAUCCGGUUCGUUUCCUGGAAUCGGAGCAGGUGGUCGCAGCACAAAAACAGCCGGAUCUUUUUUCCCCGAUUUUUCUUUUUCGCCUGUAAAAUUACAUGAUCGCAUGUUUAUAUCAUCACAAUGAAAAUAUCGAAAUCAACCAUUGUUCUUUUGGUCUUUGUGCUGAUGUUGUCCAUCUUUGUGGCGAAUGUAGCAGAUCUUAUUAGCGUUGACUCACGUCUGCCGGACGAGACGUUGAGGGAUAAUAAUGGGGAGAUACGGUGGUCUAGACCAAAGUAUUAUGACAUAGGAAAGUCAUAUGAUCACUUGAUAUGGUUCUUGCAGAUAUCCGACAUACAUAUAAGUAUCUUUAAAGAUCCAUCUAGGAUAUCAGAGUUAAAAGAAUUCUGUAAUGUGACGAUAGACUCAAUUAAGCCUACAGUUGUUCUUGCUUCAGGAGAUUUAACUGAUGCAAAAAGUAUAGAUGAAAUGGGUUCUAAGCAAAUACUCGAAGAAUGGCAAUACUAUAAAUAUAUAAUAGACGAAACUAAUAUCAAAGAAAGAACAUUAUGGUUGGAUGUCAGAGGGAAUCAUGAUAAUUUCAAUGUGGUCAGUCUUGACUCCAAAAAUAAUUAUUAUUCUAAUUAUUCUAUUCAAGGAAAAAAAUAUCCCAGAUCCUAUAUGUAUAAUGUUAAUGUUGGUUCUGAAACAUACUCCUUUAUUGCAAUUGAUGCUUGUUUGAAACCAGGACCCAGAAGACCAUUUAAUUUUAUUGGUAUUUUAGACCAACAGGAAAUUGAUAAGAUACAACAAUUAGUUAAUCAAUCUAAAGAAAGCAAUGCGGAUCACGCAAUUGUAUUUGGUCAUUAUCCUACAUCAUGCAUAUUGUCACAAUCUGAUACAAAUAUCAGGAAUAUUCUAGGUAGAUACCGAAAGAGUAUGGUGUACCUAUGUGGCCAUUAUCACAUGCUUGGCGGUAUGGUACCCAACAUGUACACAUUACAAAAGGCGGGCUUCCUUGAGUUAGAAUUGGCAGAUUGGAAAGACAAUAGAAUGUAUCGCCUCGCAGCAGUAGAUCAUGGUCAAUUCUCAUUUAUUGAUAUAAAGCAUAAUGACUGGCCUGUAGUAUUAAUCACCAAUCCAAAAAAUAUGCUAUUUAUGAUGUCACAAAAAGAAAAUUUGAAAUCCAUUCUUACAUCCACGCAUGUCAGAAUACUAGCAUUCUCUACAGUUUCAUUAAAAAUUGUUGAAAUUCAAUUGGAUGACAAUGCUUGGCAGAAGUGUGAUCACAUAAAAGGUCCUCUUUAUGUGCUGCCAUGGAAUUCGACAAAAUAUAGAGAGGGUAUUCAUCAGAUAACAGUACGUGUAAUUGAUAAAGAGGGUAGAGAAAAAGUUGUAUCGCAUUUAUUUUCUCUCGAUGGAUCAUGGUUAUCAUCACGCAUUUUACCUAAAUUAGUACUGAUGUUCAACGUCGUUUACAUCUUUCGGUUUCUAUUCGCUGUAACACUGGCAAUAUCAAUUGUGCCACUGUGCUUACUCCGAUUUCUUCACAUGUAUUACAAAAAUAGACAUAUGCAUAGACCACGAUUACGUAUCAAGUUUUUUCAUUGGUGGCUUAGGAAAUUGUGGAUACUAUCCACCAUUGAUAAGGCGUUUUAUGGAUUGAUGCUGUACUCGCUAUAUUUAACUAUUGGUCCAUGGACUGUGGGAGAAAUAAUCGAGGAUCAUAUAGGUGUGAUCUUUAUAUGGGGAAUAUUCAUUGGAAACAGAUAUUUACCAGGUGGUUUCACUUACGCAUAUGGAUACUUUCAAUUAUGUUGUUUCUAUUUACCGCUUAUGUUGAUUAUGGCGCAUCGAGUUGAUCGUAGAUUGCAAGAGGCUGAAAAUCCUGCAAGACAAACCAUGUCGAAAUUUCGUUUAAUUUGGCAUUAUGGCCCAACUUGGAUAUUAAUCCUCAUACAAUCCAUUAUGGCCUAUAUUUUAUAUCUGGAAUAUGGUAUAAUAGCAAUAUUAUUAUGUCCAUUACGAACUGGGAGUAUUAUCAUAGCAGCAUUAUUAUGUUAUUAUGUGAACACAAUGCCACUCUCAUGUUUAAGGUCUGCUGCAUCUGUAUGGUCUCCUCAUGGAGCCAUUAAUAACAACAAUGCAAUUUAAUAAAAACGGUAUAAUAUCGUUAUGAGGAAGUGUUGGUAAGUUUUAAUGUUUCAUACAAAUGAUUAUUGCAUUUGUGAUUAUUAAAUUUACAAGAAAGUUUUGAGUAGAUUCUUUAUUGUAAUAUUUCAAAUAUAGGUAUAUAUAUUGUGAAAUUAAAAAGCCGACUAAAAUAAUCAGGUAUUGAAAAAUGCCUGAAUAUUUUUUUCGUGUUAAAAAAUAUUUAAAAUAUUUUUUUUUAUUAAUUAUAUAUUUCAAAAGCCUCUUUUGAAUACUAUUUGCAUUCUGUAAAGAAGUCUAUGUUCCUUUAACAAGUGCCACAUUAUUUUAUACUUUAUAUUAUUCAAAUGUAAUAAUCUAUUAUAUAAUUAUUCUUAAAAAGUUAUGUAUGUUUUGAAACUCAUAAUUUUUAUUAAUUAUUUUUGAACUGCAAUAUGCUCCUGGAGCAGAUGUUGCAAUGUGAUACUUAACAUUGAUGUGAUUCUGCAUUAUGAUAGCUACUAUUCUCUUCUACUUCCAUAUUGUCCAUAGUGCAAAAUCAAAAAAAGUUUCUUUAUAAAUAGAAAAAUGCUCCUGUUUUUUAUUUUGUUUCUAUUUUUUUAUUUUUUUUUUAAUCAAAAAUCAAAUUAGAACAUUAUAAAAAGAGAAAUACAAACAAAAUAUUUGUGUAAUAUAAAUGUUGCUAUAUUUAUAUCUCUGUCAUUUGCUUUAUCUCUUCUCUGUGAAGUUAGAGAUAUAUUAGAACAACAGAAUGUGUGAUAUUUUCCACUUUAAAUGGUGGAACUCUUCAGAAGACAAAACUAUAUUAUAACUUUAGUGCUCUCGUUCAGAAUUUUUAACUGAAUAUCUCAAUCACUUUCCUGUGACAUAUAUUUUUCUACUUCUCUAUAUAUUCAAGAGCCACGUUAUAUUUUUUUCAUGACAGUACUUAUAUAUUUAAAAAUAAAUCUCCUCAGAUUUUAUAUUUAUAAACUUAUAUGUUAAAUGUCUUCAUUAUAAAUACAUCACAAAGAUGGCCAAACUAUAUUAGGCAAGCAGAGUUCAACAAACAAAAACUCUUUUUAUUGUGUAAAACAAAAUCCUCAUAUAAAGUGUAUCAAAAGCACCGACAAUCAUAUUGAAUCAGGCUAAUUUAGAUAUAGCAAUUAGAUUUGAAUCUUUUGUGCCAUUUGUCCACAAUAUAAAAAGGUUGGCUAUCUUUGAAAGAUAUAGAAUGCUACAAGAAACCAGUGAAAGUAAUAUUAUUCUAUUAAAGUGUAAUUAUGCGGUACCAAAUAUGAUCAAACAUGUAAUAAUAUAAAAAAUGUAACGUAUCAGAGAAUUCCUUGUUUCAUAUUCAGUAGUGUAUGUAUGUAACAAUAGAUGACAAAUAAAAAUUUACGAGAGACAUAUGUGAAAA